AAGGCCAAGAACCCGCAUCUCAAGAUUGUCGUUGCCCUCGGGGGUUGGACCUUCAGCGACCCCGGCCCUUGGCAAGAUAUCUCCCCUUCGCUCACCUCCAAGAAGGAGAAUAGGGCCACCUUGAUCAACAACCUUUUGGGAUAUCUUUCCCAGUAUGGCUACAACGGUAGUACUGGCAUUGUCACCGACUGGGAAUGUCCCAGCGCUGACGACCGCGGCGGCUCAGACAGGGAUGGUAAGAACUACGUGGAUCUCAUGAAAGAGCUGCGGGAGGCCAUCAACACGAGCGGCCGCGACUACAUUGUCACCUUUACCGCGCCCUCUUCAUACUGGUACCUUCGCCAUUUCGAUCUUAAAGGCAUGGAGGCCCAUGUUGAUUGGAUUAACCUCGUGUCCUAUGACUUGCACGGCGUCUGGGACAGCGAUAACCCCAUCGGAAACCAGGUUCUGUCUCAUACCAACCUGACCAAAAUAGACUACGCCUUGGACCUGAUAAGUUUCUGGCGCGUUGGUGUUGAGCCUUCUAGCAUCGUACUAGGCUUGGGCUUCUACGGUCGAUCCUUGGAGCUCGAAUCUGCCUCGUGCUGGAAGCCCGGCUGUGCCUUCCAGGGCCCUGGUUCACCCGGUCGCUGCUCUAACGCGGCUGGAAUUCUCUCAUAUCCGAGAUCAUGGAAACAGGUACCGGACAAAACCGGCCGAACACCCUAUUUUGACGAGGCCGCCGCCGCCGCUCGAUACAUGGUCUACGACGGCCACAGCUGGAUCUCCUUCGACGAUGCCGAGACUUUCCAAAUGAAGAUCGAUUAUGCCAGAAAAAUGAGUCUUCAUGGUCUCAUGAUCUGGGCUAUCGAUCUCGACACCCCAAAUCUCGAGGUCCCGAGGGCUAUAUCC
This is a messenger RNA of Fusarium vanettenii 77-13-4, 891 nucleotides long. RefSeq lists its product as uncharacterized. Gene Ontology annotation, biological process: carbohydrate metabolic process. The annotation marks the transcript as partial. The record is from RefSeq and is a predicted model, not a curated record. The transcript has 5 exons. NCBI's taxonomy places the organism in Eukaryota, Fungi, Ascomycota, Sordariomycetes, Hypocreales, Nectriaceae. Gene Ontology annotation, molecular function: chitin binding.